Messenger RNA from Hydra vulgaris (swiftwater hydra), 1326 nucleotides. Its product is annotated as CUE domain-containing protein 1. Gene Ontology annotation, molecular function: ubiquitin binding. NCBI's taxonomy places the organism in Eukaryota, Metazoa, Cnidaria, Hydrozoa, Anthoathecata, Hydridae. The record is from RefSeq and is a predicted model, not a curated record.
AGUUCUAAAUUUUUAGAAAUUUUAAAGACAUAAACAAUUCAACAACAUUCUUAGUUGGCGAGUCAAUGUUAUCAACAUUUUAAUAUGACAGUUUUAUAAAAGAAAAUAAGCUGAAGUUUUUUCCUGGUUCUAAAAAAAACUGUAAAUACUCCUGUAAUAAAUGGAUUCCUCAAAUUUGCCAUUUCAUCAUAAUAAUUCAAAUAGAAGGCAGCAUCACCUUUUACAGACAAUUCCAAAACCUCUAAAUUUUGACAGAGCCAUGAGUGAUUUUAAAACAAUGUUUCCUGAAAUAGAUUGCGAGGUUAUUGAAACAGUUUUAAGAGCAAAUGGCGGUGCUGUUCAAUGCACUAUAGAUCAACUACUUGUCUUACAAGAAAGUGCUAUCAAACAAACAUCCAACUACUCAUUUAAUUUACCAUAUCUACCAAGUUAUGAGGCUUCAGGAAAAAAUUUAAAUGAACUACCUCCAGCAUACAAAGAUAUUGGAGAGAAACCAGCAUCUGACUUUUCUGUUUACAAUUUAAAUAAGAUCUUUAAUGACAGUGCACAAAAAUUUUCAGGCAAUAAAAAGUCUAGGUGGAAUGAGACACUUAUUGGCAAACUUCCUGAUGAUUUUUUAUGUUUAAGAACUACUAAUUGUUAUUCAAAUGAAAAUUUUAAUGCGCCAUUAAAUUCCAAAGCAAAAGAUGUAUGUAAAAUUAAUGAUGAUUUUAUGAGUGAAGAUGAAUUAGAGAGGUUUUUAGAAGAUGAAAAGUUAGCAAUGUUUUUGCAAAAUGAGGAGUUUAUUAGAGAACUUCGAAGAAACAAAGAUUUUUUGACAUCUUUAGAAGCAGAUAAUAAAAUAGCAGUUGGGGAUACCAAUACAGUCAUCAGUUCGCCAACAGUGACAAGUGGUGGAGCAAGGUCAAGAACAAUAUACGAUGAUGCUGUGUUUAGACAGAAACUUAAACACAUGGGAAAAUCAACAAAAAAACAAUUCAGUAAAAUGGCUAAAAAGUUUUCAAGAGGAAAAACAGAGGUUGGUGGAUUAAUAGGUAACUCUGAAUCUACCAUUAACCUUCUUGAGAACGAUGAUACAGAAAAGAAAGAUUUCGAACUUGAUAGUAUUGAAGAAAAUGAAGAGUUGACAGACAAAGACACUGCUCUAAAUGUUUCUUCUACUUCUGCUCAAAGUAAUAAAAAGCGUCAUCUUCCUGCUGUUCCUCAAGUAAAAAAUGUUUCAUCAAGUUCUCCAAAGCCACAUGGAAAUGAGGAGCCCAUAGUUUUUUACAGUGAAGAUAAUGAGUUUUCUUAUAUACCAGAGAAUCCAUGAAUUUUAUAUAUUUA